GGAAAUUGUGUUGCUUGUUCUUCCGCCGAGCGUAGAACCAGAAGGAGGAGGAGGCGGCAUUUCGUGCAUCUUCAUUCAUCCACCAUACCAAAAUGGUUAAAGGACGACAAGGAGAGCGUGUCAGGCUUUACGUCAGAGGUUCAAUUCUUGGAUACAAGAGGUCCAAGUCAAAUCAAUACCCAAAUACAUCUCUUAUCCAGAUUGAGGGAGUAAACUCCAAGGAAGAGGUUGCCUGGUACUGUGGGAAGCGCAUGGCAUACAUUUACAAAGCCAAGGUGAAGAAUGAUGGAAGCCACUAUCGCUGCAUUUGGGGUAAAGUUACCAGGCCUCAUGGUAACAGUGGUAUAGUGCGUGCUAAGUUCAAGUCUAACCUGCCUCCAAGAUCAAUGGGAGCAAGGGUUAGAGUUUUUAUGUAUCCAAGCAAUAUGUGAGAUUUACAGGUCUUGUUGGUGCCUAUAGAGUUUAUCUGUGACUAGAAGGCUGUUGCAUUAUGCGAGUUAAAUUUUGAUGUCCUUUUUGAGCAGAAUAGUUUCCUUGUUUAGGAUGGUGAAUGAACUUCCAUGUUUUUCUUCAUUCUCACUGCUAUGUUUUUUCUUAAUGAGGAUUAUAACUUAAUUUCGUAAAUGGAUUUCUUCCCCCA
This is a messenger RNA of Gastrolobium bilobum, 640 nucleotides long. RefSeq names its product large ribosomal subunit protein eL33w-like. Gene Ontology annotation, biological process: ribosomal large subunit biogenesis; cytoplasmic translation. Lineage: Eukaryota; Viridiplantae; Streptophyta; Magnoliopsida; Fabales; Fabaceae. The transcript has 5 exons. Bases 93 to 431 code for a protein of 112 amino acids. Gene Ontology annotation, cellular component: cytosolic large ribosomal subunit; ribosome. Gene Ontology annotation, molecular function: structural constituent of ribosome. The record is from RefSeq and is a predicted model, not a curated record.